Molecule: messenger RNA, 2497 nt
Organism: Mus musculus (house mouse)
Lineage: Eukaryota; Metazoa; Chordata; Mammalia; Rodentia; Muridae
Gene: Arhgef25
Product: Rho guanine nucleotide exchange factor 25
Exons: 16
Coding region: 1188-2186 (332 amino acids)
Cellular component (GO): plasma membrane; cytoplasm; myofibril
Molecular function (GO): guanyl-nucleotide exchange factor activity
Source: RefSeq, a predicted model, not a curated record
GAUUCGGCAGUAGCAACUCCCCGGACGCACGCAGGCCUCAGAGCCCCCCAGCUUCCGUGGCCCCUCGGCCCUGAAACUUGAAGCAGGGUAGGGGUCCAGCAUGAAGCCCCCGGACCGCCCCACCCCUGGCCGCACUGACCGGAUACUGGGGGUCAUGGGUGGCAUGCUGCGCGCAUGCGCCGUACCCGGGCAGGAGGGGCCCCCGGAGAGAGAUCCCUUAGGGCCUGGGAGUACCAAGACAGAGAGUGAUUGUAUCGAGGAGGAUCAGACAGGGCAGCGCGAACCUGAGGUCCUCGCCUGGGCUCCGCAGCCCGCCCGAUGUGUGUCCUCACUUCGGCGGGUCCCGAGCCCCCGAAGGCGGAGUGGAGUGUCCCCGCGCCCCACCCCUGGCCCUGGGCCAGCCCAGGCGCCCGGACUUCGCCUUAAUUGAAUCCUAUUCUAUUGCCGUCAGUGAGGGGAGCAUGUCAGCGUCUGCUGUCUCGGGGCUGGCUGCCCUGUCUGGCCCCAGCUCUGGCCUCAGCUCUGAUCCGUGUUCUCCGAUUCCCCCUGGACCAGUAACUGGCCUGAGGAGAUGGUUGGAUCAUUCCAAACAUUGUCUCAGUGUGGAAACUGAGGCAGAGAGUGGUCAGACCGGACAAUGUGAGAACUGGACGCUGGAGCCAACUUUAACCACAGGACAAGAGCUGCCCGAACUGACCUUACUGACUACAUUGCUGGAGGGUCCUGGAGACAAGGCACAGCCAGCUGAAGAGGAAACUUUGUCCCAAGCUCCCAAGAAUGAGGAAGAGCAGAAGAAGAUGGCUCUGGAAAGGAGUAUGUUUGUCCUGGGUGAGCUGGUGGAAACAGAAAGAACAUAUGUGGACGACUUGGGACAGAUCGUAGAGGGUUACAUGGCUACCAUGGCUACUCAGGGGGUACCUGAGAGUCUCCGAGGUCGUGACAGGAUUGUGUUUGGGAACAUUCAGCAGAUCUAUGAGUGGCACCGAGACUACUUCCUGCAGGAGCUGCAGCAGUGUUUGAAAGAUCCCGAUUGGUUGGCUCAGCUGUUCAUCAAACAUGUGAGGCUGGGCCUUAACAGGGGAAGAAGGGCUUGGGGUGAGUCUGGGUUCUGUGGAGAUGGGCUCUCUUUUGUCACCACCCACCCCCACUUUCUUCAACGUGAUCCCUGCUAGGAGCGCCGACUGCAUAUGUAUGUGGUGUACUGCCAGAAUAAACCCAAGUCAGAGCAUGUGCUGUCAGAGUUUGGGGACAGCUACUUUGAGGAGCUGAGGCAGCAGCUGGGACACCGACUGCAGCUCAAUGACCUCCUCAUUAAACCAGUGCAGCGAAUCAUGAAAUACCAGUUGCUGCUGAAGGAUUUUCUAAAGUAUUACAGAAGAGCUGGGAAGGAUACUGAAGAGCUGGAGCAAGCUGUGGAGGUCAUGUGUUUCGUACCUAAGCGAUGCAAUGAUAUGAUGUCCCUGGGGAGACUUCGGGGAUUUGAGGGAAAACUGACUGCUCAGGGGAAGCUCUUGGGCCAGGACACAUUCUUGGUUACAGAGCCUGAAGCUGGGGGUCUGCUUUCUUCCCGGGGUCGGGAGAGGCGUGUCUUCCUGUUCGAGCAAAUCAUCAUCUUCAGUGAGGCCCUGGGAGGAGGAGGCCGAGGUGGCGCGCAGCCUGGCUACGUGUACAAGAACAGCAUCAAGGUGAGCUGCCUAGGGCUGGAGGGGAAUCUCCAAGGCAACCCUUGCCGGUUUGCGCUGACCUCUAGAGGGCCAGAAGGUGGGAUCCAGCGCUACGUUCUGCAGGCUUCAGACCCUGCUGUCAGUCAAGCCUGGAUAAAGCAAGUGGCCCAGAUCCUGGAAAGCCAGCGUGACUUUCUCAACGCAUUACAGUCACCCAUUGAAUACCAGAGACGUGAGAGCCAGACCAAUAGCCUGGGGCGACCAGGAGGGCCUUGGGUAGGGAGCCCUGGGAGAAUGCGGCCUGGAGACCUGGCCCAGGCCAGCAUGCACACACCCAUCAAUGGCUCUCUCCCUUCCCUGCUACUUCUGCCCAGAGGGGAGGUGUCCAGAGUGCUGUUGCCCCUGGAUACACAGGCUCUCAGUGAUACCCCCCAGACUCCUCAUGACUCUCCAGCCCUUCCCACUGUGAACACUCCUCCCUGUCAGGCCAGGCUCGCCAAGCUGGAUGAAGAUGAGCUGUAACCCCAAAAGUGCAGUGCUAUUGGCGCAGGCAUGAUUCCUCAAUGAAUUUGGAGGGGGAAUCCUGGAAAUGUGCCAGAAUCCAUCCUCCAUGAUGUAUAGAGGAUGGGAGAGACUGGGCCUGAAAGGACUCUUUUCUGCCCAAGGGACACAGGAUCCGUCAGUUCCACUCCCUGCAUGCACCACGACCCACUCAAAUGGAGGAUAUGGAGGAGCUUGGAGGGAGGAUGAGGGCAGGGACCAGAUAGAAAUUAUUGGCCUGGGUUGUGAUUUUGUUUUCGAGUUUUCUUGUGAAUAAAAGUUUUGCUAUAUCA